GGCUCAUCCCGCGCUAGCCUCGGCCUCGCGGGUAAUGUAAAAUCCUCGCGUGUGCAUGUACAUUUUGAAUGUACAGACUACAGUCAGUUCCUACGUUAGAUCUUUUAAAAUGUCGUCAGUUGAGAAAUUGAGCAUUCAAGGGAUCAGAAGUUUUGGCCAAGAUGAUGGUGACCGACAAGUCAUCCAGUUCUUCCAUCCAUUAACCCUCAUAGUGGGUCAAAAUGGAGCAGGGAAAACGACAAUCAUUGAAUGCCUGAAGUACAUCUGUUCAGGAGACUUUCCUCCAGGGAGCAAGGGAGCCUUGUUCAUUCAUGACCCCAAGGUUGCUCAUGAAACAGAGGUCAAAGCCCAGGUCAAGUUGCGUUUCAAGGACAAGGCAGGGAAGGACGUCGUCGUUACCAGAAGUCUGGUUGCUACUCAAAAGGUUAAGAAAAUUGAGUUCAAGUCUUUGGAAGGAACAAUUCUGAGGGUAGACAACUUUGGGCAGAAAAACAGCAUCAGCUCAAGAUGUGCGGAAAUAGAUAGAGAGAUGGUGGAGAGUCUUGGUGUCUCCAAACCAGUCCUGAGUAAUGUCAUCUUUUGUCAUCAAGAGGAAGCCAACUGGCCUCUCAGUGAUGGGAAGAGUCUGAAAGGGAAGUUUGAUGAGAUUUUUGCUGCUACCAGGUACAUCAAAGCUCUUGAAACAAUUAGGAAGUUGAGAACAGAGCAGAAUAGUCAAAUUCGGGAGUACAUCGCAGAGACGAGACAUCUUAAAGACUGGAGGGAAAAAGCAAAACAGUUAUCCAGAGACUUGGAUGACAAGAAGGCAAGAUUAGCAGCAGCUGAAGAAUCGGUCACUAAAAUCAACGGUCAGCUGAGACCCGUCGAGGAACAAUAUGAUGACCUGGUCAGAAAGUCCCAUCAGAUUACUAAGCUGGCUAAUGAAGUUGCCAAGUACCAAGGAGAGAGAGACCAGCUGAUAAAGAGCAUGAGGAAUGUAGAAGGGCGUCUUGAAAACAUCUUCCAAGGUUCUUUGGAUGAAUUAAGAAGGAUCUACAGCACUCAUAAGAGUAAGAUUACUGAGAAAGAACAUCAACUUCAAGAGAAUGAGAAUAAGAGGGUGAGACUUGCACAGUCGGCUCAGAGAAUAGCCAAUGAGAAGUCCCAGCUUCUCGUCAAACAAGGAGUCCUCAAACAAGAAGCAGAGCAUCAACAAGAGACGAUCCGUCGGCGAGACCUGCGGUUGCGUAACCUCGCCAACCAGCUCCACCUUCUCGGUUACAGCGAGACGGGCGAGGUCACCAAGGCGGACGAGUUCAUAGAGGAGACCAAGGCUUGGAUGGAGGCGCAGAGGGCGGAAAGUCAGAGGAUCAAGACUCAACAUGAAGAGAAGGAGAUGGGGGUCGAGAGGCAGUCGCAGGAUCUUAGGGAUACCUUCACCCGUCUAGAAACAACCAUCAAGAGCAAAAUGGCUACCAUUAGAGAUAAUUCCACUAAGCUAAGAGAGAUCAAGGAGGAGCUGAGCACCAUGGGAGAGAGCUCUCAGCGACUCAAGGAACUCGAGAAUGACAAGAAAAGAGCUGAAAGUGAGCUGAGUCAGGUCGAGGGGAGUCUGAAUGAUGAUGUCAUCAGACAAGAAAUUGAUUCCCUACAGAGGGAAGCAAGGCAGUAUGACAAAAGGAUGUCGGAGCUCACGAAUGAAUUAACUACCAUCUCUUCACAGUCACAAGCCAGAGCAAAGCUUGAGAUAUUGCAGAAAGAUAAAAACAUCAAAGAAGAUCAAAUAAAGAGACUGAGAGCAAAGCAUGAGGAAGAGAUGCUCCAUCUUCUUAAUCAUUUCCCGUCGGAGAAUAUCAGAUCAAAGCUCUCAAAUUAUCUGGUUGCAAAGACCGAUGAAGUGAAGAGAUGCAAUAACAAACUUCAGCAAGCUAGGAUGAAUCUAUCAGCCAAGGAAGCUAACAGAAACUCAAUCAUGGACCAUCUGAAGAGGAAAGAAGGUGAUUUGAGAACCAAUGAAGAUCAGUUGAUGUCAGUUUGUGGGACGCAAGAUAUCGACGACUCAAUACAACAAGUCACUCAAUCGAUCAACAGUCUCCAAAACGAGCGUGGAGCACUGACUGGCAGCAAGCAUUUAUUUGAUCGAUAUAUCCAAUCCCUGCAGCGAUCGGAGGCACUCUGCCCUCUCUGCCAUCGUGGCUUUGACUCGGGAGAAGAAGUUCAGGAACUCAUUCAAGAGCUUCAAGACAAACUGCGCUUGGCUCCAAGCAAGCUAGCUGAGAAAGAGCGUGCUAUUACGAAGCAGAGGGAAAAAUCUGAUCGGCUGUUGGCUCUUAGACCUAUCAAGGAUGCUGUAACCAAGCUAUCGGCCCGUGAGAUCCCAGAUCUGAAACUGAAAUUGUCUGCCGUCAAUGCUGAUAUUGAGAAACUCAAUGCUACCAUCAGCGAGGCAGAGGAUGAGUUGAGUAUGCUGCAGGUGGAUGAAGCAAUGGCAAGGGACAUGAUCCCUGAUAUACAGAGCCUUGAGAAGACAUUGAUGGAACUCAGAGAUCUGGAACGCAAAAUCGGAGAACAGUCUAGGCACUUCUCUGGAUCCGAUGUGACCAGAACUCUCCAACAAGUCAAGACUGAAACAGAAGAAAUCAAGAUCAAAAUGAAUACUGUAAAGAGUACCCUUGAUAUGAAGCAGCGACAAAGGCAGGAGCAUGUUGAUAAUAUAAACAUGAUGCGGAUCAGUAUCAAUAGCAUCACCAGUGAGGUGCUUCGUCUAUCGGCGAAGCUCCAAAAGAGAGAGAAGCUAGAGAAUGAUCAGGCCGAGUUGAACACCAUCAAUGGAACAUUCCAAAGAGAGAUUGAGUACUCAAGACAGGAGCAGGGACCCAUUCAGUACAAACUUCAGACGCUAGCAAAAGAAAAAGCUGCUAUCAUCCAGAAGAAAGAGAAUGAAAUCAGAGCAAUAAGAGAGACGAUUGAUGAAGUCCAGCAGAAGUUAAGAGAUAUCCGCGUUGGGACAGAUAACAUUGCAAAGUAUGUUGCGGAUGGGAAGGAUACUCAGUUGGCUGAUGUGGAGGUGGAGAUAAUGGACCUCGAUGAUAAGAUGAGAAAAUCAAAUGAGGACCUGAGUCUGAUGGUAGCAAGCAUUGAUCAACUCAAAGAUGAUAUCAGCAAUCAAAAGGUAAAAGAGAUGGAGCUGGAGAAUAACCUGCACCUGUUCAAGUAUCGACAAGAAGUGGAGAAGAAAACGGCGGAGAUUGAGAAGUUACAAGAGAAUCUGGGCGGUUACAAUCAGAUAACCAUCGAGAGAGAGAAGACGGAGAUGGAAAGGAAGAAAGGUGAUCUUAAUAAAGAGAAAUUCUCGCUUGAUGGGAGAUGUACUGAGUUAAGAAAAGAGGUCUCAAGACAAGAGAGGGAAUUAGAGACUGACACAUACAAGAAUGCAGAGAGGAACUACAAUGAUAUGAUGAUCAAAUGUAGGACGACAGAGAUCGCUAACAAAGACUUAGACAAGUACUACAAUGCCCUGAACAGUGCUAUCAACACGUAUCACAGUCAAAAGAUGUCUGAGAUUAACAAGAUUGUUCGAGAUCUCUGGCGUAUGACAUACAAGGGAAGUGAUAUUGACUUCAUUGAGAUAUGCGCUGAUGAUGAGACGGGAGCUUCCACCACUCAACGGAGGCAGUACAAUUACAGGGUCGUCAUGGUGAAAGGAGACACAGCUCUGGAUAUGAGAGGAAGAUGCAGUGCAGGUCAAAAGGUGCUUGCAUCCCUGUUGAUACGCCUGGCCUUGGCAGAGACUUUCUGUUUGAGCUGUGGAAUCUUGGCCCUUGAUGAACCUACCACAAACCUUGAUAGAGACAACAUAGAAAGCUUGGCACAUGCACUCGUAGACAUCCUAAAGAGUCGAGAAAACCAGAGAAAUUUCCAGCUGUUGAUCAUCACUCACGAUGAGGAGUUUGUUGAGCUGCUCGGCCACUCUGACUAUGCAGACCAUUUCUAUAGAGUCACCAAGAACCCAGAUCACAAGUCAACUGUUGUAAAGCACGACAUUGCUACUCUGCAAGCAACCCAACAGUGAUGAGAAACAGACAUCAGAUCAACACCCUGACCCUAUAACAUGAUGUAAACCAGUUUUAUUUCUUCCACUUAAAGUGCUGUCAAAAUACUUGAUGAUUGCUCUUGAUGAAGAUAAAUUAUAUCUGAUUGUGAGAUGGCUUAUUUCCCAAUUUUCUCUUUUGUCAGUAUCGGCCAUGCCAAUACGUUGUUAGUGCUCACAAUGUUACAGAGGUCCUGUACAGCCAGUGAUGUGGCAGCGAUGCCUUAUGUCAUGACAGUGUAAUUAUUACAUCUUGGAUCAUUAUUUGACAUUACAAUAAAAAAAAAUGUGACUGGGCCUACGUUUUAGUGCCCUGUUAGUGCUAAUAAUGUAUCUGUGAUGCCAUUACUGCACUUUCUGUUGAAAAAGACUGAAAAAUUGUCUACUGCUAGUCUAAUGUCUCUAAUCUAUCUAAAUAUCUGCUUUCUAUAAAUGGCUUUGUUGUUUAACUGCUUUGUAUUUUAUUCAAAAAUAUCAUUCUGUAUAACCAAACGAUUGCAUAGCUGGGCCCUGUUGAAUAAAAGUUACUAUCAUGGUAACUUUGCCAUCCAAAAAUAACUACCAUGGUAACGAUGUCUAACAGCCAAUCACAAUCAAGGAUGUCAUGAAAGUAACUGUCAAAUAGCAAAGUUAACUUGGUAUUUAAUUUUAUGCAACAGGGCCCAGGAUGUGCUUAUACUACUUGUGGAUAUUCUCUUUCUUUGGUAUUUGUUUUUCACUUGGACAGAUUAUAAAAUGUGAUCGUUAUUGAGAUGAAAAAUCAAGUUCUUGAUUGGUUAACAUUUAUUGAACAUACAAAUAUUGUUACGAUUUUUACCAUCGGUAGCAAUUACCAUUAAUGUAAGGGCAAAUUUCCAAAACUGUAAACUUACUGAGACCAAACCCAGUGCAACACUGUGAACUUACAGAUAAUUAGUUAGAUAUCCACUUACAUGUCUAUAAAUGAGACAAAAGUAGUUAAUGACUUUGGUUUUAUAUAGUGUACCUUCUCAUUUCAACUUAUUGUAUGUAAAACAUCAUAUUGGAAUUGCAGUAAAAACUGCUUUCACAAUUAUAGACAAAAAGGAUGAGCAAGAAAGCUAGGAAUGAAUACUUAGUGCUAAGUUUUUCAGCAGCUGCAAUAAGCAAUGAGUUUGAUAAAUUUAUUUCAAAAUAUGGUAAAUUGUUGUCAAUUGACAUCAUUGGAGCUUCUUGCAGAGUGUAAGCAAGCCAACAACGAAAAAAUGAAAUUUAGCUGAAAACAUUGCACUUCUGGAAAUCACAUACACAAAUUUAAACAUCCAUGGGCAUGGGUUAUAAAUUACCUGUUGUAAUAACAGAAUACCUUUCCUCUUUUUCUGUGUAAUUACUCAUUUUCAAGUAGAAUCCUUCAAUUUUGGCUAGUAAUUGUAUAUUGAAACAUACUAACACUUCAACAUUUUGUUGGAUUCUGUUGAAAAAAAAAAAAAUUCUUGUUUGAACAGGAAUUUUUCAUCAUGAGAAGAGCUAUUAGUAG
Molecule: messenger RNA, 5564 nt
Organism: Lytechinus pictus (painted urchin)
Lineage: Eukaryota; Metazoa; Echinodermata; Echinoidea; Temnopleuroida; Toxopneustidae
Product: DNA repair protein RAD50-like
Exons: 40
Coding region: 56-4051 (1331 amino acids)
Biological process (GO): telomere maintenance via recombination; chromosome organization involved in meiotic cell cycle; double-strand break repair
Cellular component (GO): condensed nuclear chromosome; Mre11 complex; nucleus
Molecular function (GO): single-stranded telomeric DNA binding; G-quadruplex DNA binding; ATP hydrolysis activity
Source: RefSeq, a predicted model, not a curated record